This is a messenger RNA of Arabidopsis arenosa, 2175 nucleotides long. Lineage: Eukaryota; Viridiplantae; Streptophyta; Magnoliopsida; Brassicales; Brassicaceae. The record is from the annotation of a GenBank genome assembly.
UCCGCCAUAAAAGGAAGAAAAAAAAAAGCUUCGCUCUUUUCACAAAACCCUAAAGAAACAAAACAAACCCAUCAUGAAAACGAUCUCAAUCUUCUUCUUCAUCAUCUUAAUCUCAUCUUCUUACGCCGAAGACGACGUACUCUGUCUCAAAGGCUUAAAAUCUUCACUCAAAGAUCCUUCAAAUCAACUCAACACUUGGUCUUUCCCUAACUCAUCAUCAUCAUCUUCGAUUUGCAAACUCACCGGAGUUUCUUGCUGGAACGCUCAAGAGAAUCGGAUUCUCUCUCUUCAGCUUCCAUCAAUGCAACUCUCUGGUCAAAUUCCUGAAUCUCUUAAGUUAUGUCGGAGUUUACAAUCUUUAGAUCUUUCCGGUAACGAUUUCUCCGGUUUGAUUCCUUCACAAAUCUGUUCUUGGCUUCCUUAUCUUGUUAGUUUAGAUCUCUCCGGUAACAAACUCUCCGGUUCGAUACCGUCGCAGAUCGUUGACUGUAAAUUCUUAAACAGUUUAGCUCUAAACAAAAACAAGUUAACCGGUUCGAUUCCUUCUGAAUUAACCGGUUUAAACCGUCUCCGGCGACUUUCUCUAGCUGAUAACGAUCUCUCUGGUUCGAUUCCUUCUGAGCUAUCUCAUUUUGGAGAAGACGGUUUUCGCGGUAAUGGCGGACUUUGCGGUAAGCCAUUACAGAAUUGCGGUUCGUUGAACGGUAGAAACUUAACGAUCAUUGUAAUUGCUGGAGUUAUUGGGGCUGUUGGGUCGUUGGGUGUUGGAUUUGGGAUGUUUUGGUGGUUUUUUAUCAGAGACCGGAGGAAGAAGAGUGGUUACGGUUACGGUUAUGGCGCCGGAAAAUCUAGGGAUGAUAGUGAUUGGAUUGGUUUGUUGAGAUCACAUAAGCUUGUUCAGGUUACUCUGUUUCAGAAACCAAUUGUGAAGAUUAAGUUGGCUGAUCUAAUUGUAGCUACGAACAAUUUCGAUUCCGAGAAUAUCGUUGUUUCGUCGAGAACUGGGGUUUCUUACAAAGCUGAUUUACCUGAUGGGUCUACAUUAGAGGUUAAGAGGCUUAGUAGUGGUUGUGAGCUUAGUGAGAAACAGUUCAGGUCUGAGAUUAACAAGUUAGGUCAGAUCAGGCAUCCGAAUUUGGUUCCGCUUCUCGGGUUUUGCGCUGUGGAAGACGAGAUAUUGUUGGUGUACAAGCAUAUGGCUAAUGGGACAUUGUAUUCUCAGCUGCAGCAUUGGGAUAUUGAUUGGCCAACUCGGGUUAGAAUCGCUGUUGGAGCGGCUAGAGGGCUAGCUUGGUUGCACUAUGGAUGUCAACCGUUGUAUAUGCAUCAAUACAUUAGCUCAAAUGUGAUUCUUCUUGACGAAGAUUUCGAUGCUCGUGUUAUUGAUUACGGUUUGGGGAAGCUAGUGAGUUCUCGGGAUUCUAAAGAUAGCUCGUUUAGUAACGGCGAGUUAGGGGAGUUUGGUUACGUUGCGCCUGAGUAUUCGAGCACUAUGGUUUCGUCUUUGAGUGGAGAUGUGUAUGGGUUCGGGAUUGUGCUUCUUGAAAUUGUUACGGGACAAAAGCCUGUUUCGAUUAACAACGGUGAAGAAGGGUUUAAGGAGAGUUUAGUGGAGUGGGUGAGUAAUCAUUUGAGUAAUGGUAGAAGCAAAGAUGCAAUUGAUAGAAGCAUUUGUGGUAAAGGAUAUGAUGAUGAGAUCAUGCAAGUUUUGAGAACUGCGUGUAGCUGCGUUGUAUCGAGGCCUAAAGAAAGACCGUUGAUGAUCCAAGUUUAUGAAUCUUUGAAGAAUUUGGGAGAUCAACAUGGUUUCUUCUCUGAGUAUAGCGAUGAGUUUCCACUCAUCUUUAACAAACAAGAACACUUAAAAUGAAUGAGAAGGUUUUCUUACUUUCUUACUCCAAUUCGUUACCACUUAUUUAUCUACCGUUCUCACUUUUAACCGCGCUUUUUUGUUUUUCUGUUUCUUUUUUCGUGUGCUGUAUAAUUCUGUACAUCAUGUGAUGCAUUGUGGUACUCUAAGAGUGUUGUAACAUUAACAUAACAUCUGAUGAAAAUGACAAGAAUUGUUUUGUAUAGAUCAAACUUUGAAGAUUGUGAUCCAAAAAGUUUAUCAAGUGAUUCUUUGAGCUUGCUAGUUGUAGAUUAUUGGUGUUGAACGAUUUGAAAUUCGAUUUC